Messenger RNA from Tigriopus californicus, 2289 nucleotides. RefSeq names its product muscarinic acetylcholine receptor DM1-like. Gene Ontology annotation, cellular component: dendrite; synapse; plasma membrane. The transcript has 3 exons. Bases 395 to 2101 code for a protein of 568 amino acids. The record is from RefSeq and is a predicted model, not a curated record. Gene Ontology annotation, biological process: chemical synaptic transmission; adenylate cyclase-inhibiting G protein-coupled acetylcholine receptor signaling pathway; G protein-coupled receptor signaling pathway, coupled to cyclic nucleotide second messenger. Gene Ontology annotation, molecular function: G protein-coupled serotonin receptor activity; G protein-coupled acetylcholine receptor activity. NCBI's taxonomy places the organism in Eukaryota, Metazoa, Arthropoda, Copepoda, Harpacticoida, Harpacticidae.
AUCGUCCAUGGUAUCAGAUGUCCUGGGGUCCACUGAAAUUGAGCUGAACAUUCGAACGACGUUCCUCUUCACUAAUGGACGAGUUGUUUGGAAGGGCAUACUGACUGACACCCAUGAGCCGACAUUUGUGGGCUCCAUCCCAUCAGUUUAUGAUACAACUUCUGUGCAGUCCUAUUGAUCCCUCAUUCACUCACUCACCCACACUCACAUACACAUACUGGACUCAAUCGAAGAUACAAAAAGCUCCAACUUGAAGUUGAUGUCGAGCUCGGUGUUGGAAGGAGUCAAAACUGUUUAGUCAUUCGUUCCACUUGCUCACACGAAACGAUCGGAAAGUGGAAGACAAAUAAAUGCUCAUCGAAACGACAAGACAGACAGACGUUCUCCACUCAAGAUGGCAAGUUCAAAUGCCUCGGCCUUGUACAAUUCCAAUCAAGUGGUUCUGAUCGGCGCCUCGGCCACCCUGCUCAGCGUGGCCACGAUUCUCGGCAACUUGUUGGUCCUGGUCAGCUUCAAGAUGGACAAACGAUUGCAAACCAUCUCCAACUACUUCCUCUGCUCAUUGGCUGUGGCAGAUAUCAUCAUUGGGUCGAUCUCCAUGCCCCUGUUCACCGUGAAUGUGAUCCAGAAUGAAUGGCCCUUCGGAGCUGUUCCGUGCGACAUCUGGUUGUCGGUGGAUUACCUCGCUUCCAAUGCUUCGGUUCUCAAUUUGCUGGUGAUUAGCUUUGAUCGGUACUUCUCGGUGACACGGCCUUUAACCUACCGAGCCAGUCGAACCACGAGACGAGCGGCUCUUAUGAUUAUCUGGGCCUGGGGCCUCUCGGCCAUUCUCUGGCCUCCGUGGAUCGUGGCUUGGCCUUACAUUGAGGGCGAACGGACGGUGCCUCAGAACGAUUGCUACGUGCAAUUCAUCUACUCCAACAAGUUCAUGUCCAUUCUGACCAUGAUGGUGGCAUUCUUCAUUCCUGUCUGCGUUAUGAUUGGAUUGUACCUUCGCAUUUGGUGGAUCACCGUCAAGCGACAAAAGAACUUGUUCCUGCUUCAAGGAGGAAGACUUCGUCAAUCCAUUCGAUUUUCUCGACAAAAGCCAGCUGUCUGGAGCGCUAGAUUGCGGCAUUCGCGUUUUUGCUCCAGUUCCACGUGCUGUUUCGGUCAUAGAUCAUCCUUGGAAGGAAAUUUGUUCCCAAACCACCGAGGCCAAGUACAAGAACCGAUCUUCAAUAUUGCGACUCUGGAGAACCGAAGUAAAGAGGAAAGUUCCGACAUGUUGUCCUCAUUUCGCUGCUCUAAUCCAAAGGUCGAAAAUGUGGCGACUAAGGUAACAAUCCAGGAGAACAAAGUUUUUCCGCCCGUUCACCGCCUGAGUGGCGCGGAAGUCGACAAAACCCACCCAUCCAUGGGUCUAAGUAAGGAUGAAAGAGAAAAUGAGGAAACAAGGCCAUCGAAAACACCCAACGACCCAUUGAGGGCAUCUCUCCCCUGUGACCUUGAGCAACGACCUUCGAGCAAUUAUGUCGAUAGCGAUAUGACCGAAGAGGACGACCACGGGUCAACUUUCACCAUACUGAUACGAUUCCCCGCUUGGGGAUACCCUCAAUCAAAGUGUCCCACCAUUCAAAUGAUUGGAUCCCCCGCCGAGAUCAAGCCUGGGACCGACUUCGAUUCCAUUUGGACCAAACUUGGAACGAGCUCGGAGAGAUUGAACGCUUCCCGGCUGGAUUUAUCGAUGGGAAACUCUUGUGAUUCCAAUUCACGAUCUCCUUCCCGACCCUCGUCUGAGCAACAUCGUGCUCGGCCAUCGCCCCUGGGUGUGGUGCACCCGAGCAACAAACGACAAGAUAAGAAGGCAGCCAAGACCUUGAGUGCCAUUCUUUUGGCCUUCAUCGUGACCUGGACGCCUUACAGUGUGUUUGUGAUAGCCAAUGCUCUCUUGGGCAAAGCGAUGGCGGAUCAUUUCAUUCCCAAAAUCCUUUGGCAGUUCGCAUACGCUUUGUGCUACAUCAACUCGACGGUCAAUCCUAUUUUGUAUGCCCUGUGCAACCCGAAUUUUCGCCAGACCUACAUUCGGAUUCUGUCCGGCCGAUGGUGCGCAGACAGCUAGCUAGUCACGCACUCACUCACAUGGUAAGUUGGUAAGCUAUCCUGGCUGGCUAUGGAGUGGGGAGUGGGUCCGAUGGGAACGACUUUGGCUCAACUCAUAUGGUAUACAGAGAGCGUAAAAAACAGAAUGCCAACCGACCCCUCGAGCUGAUGUUCUUUUUGUUAUGUAAUACAAUGAACAUUCUCGCA